AUGAGUGAACCAUUGAAUGUAAAGCAUAAGAUAGGAGACACAUGCCGAAAGGUUUAUUCGUAUUUUAAACCCAUCUCAAAUUCUUCUUCAUUUGUUAAAAAUGGAACAUUAACCCCAGAGGAAUUUGUAGACGCAGGCGAUUUUUUGGUUUAUAAGUUUAAAACAUGGGAAUGGCAAGAGGCAGAUAUAAACAGAACUGUUCCAUAUUUACCAGAGAAGAAGCAAUUUCUAAUAACUAAGAAUGCCCCGUGCAAACAUAGAAUUAAAGACUUGAAUUAUAUUAUUCGCGAUUUGGAAGUUGUUGAGAAUGAGUGGCUGUUCCCACAUUAUGAAGAGGACAAUAACGCCACGGACAUAGGUGACUUUGUACAUGAUCUUAAUUUUUCCGAAAGUGCUCCGCUAAAAGAGGAAAGGGUUCAUGCGGACAGCGAUGACGAUGACGUUAUAGACAUAAAUAACUUUGAUAUAAAUUGCGACGUUAUUAAAGUUAUAAUCGAAAGAAAUCUUAAGAAUAAAUUUUAUAUAGAAGAUGACCCUGCCGCUCUUGACAGCGCAGGAUACUAUUCUAAAAAUGCGGAGAAUGAGAAUGUCAUGAAAAUACGUACAUAUGAUGUUAGUAUAACUUACGACAAGUAUUACGAAACUCCUCGGAUAUGGCUAUUCGGAUAUGAUGAAAAUGGGAGUCCAUUAAAAUCGGACAAAAUUUUUGAAGAUAUCUUAGCAGACUAUAGUAACAAAACAGUAACUUAUGACCCACACCCGUGUACGGGAGUGAUGACUGCAUCUAUUCAUCCGUGCAGGCAUGCGGAAGCCAUGUUAAGGAUUGUAAAAAAUUGGGUUACUGAAGAAAAGGAGCCAAGGCACGAUUUGUAUCUGCUAUUUCUUUUGAAGUUUAUUUCAGGAGUAAUACCAACCAUUGAAUACGACUUUACAACAGAUAUUGAACUUCCGAGGUAUGAUAAAAAUUAA
Molecule: messenger RNA, 969 nt
Organism: Plasmodium malariae
Lineage: Eukaryota; Apicomplexa; Aconoidasida; Haemosporida; Plasmodiidae
Gene: ATG3
Product: autophagy-related protein 3, putative
Exons: 12
Coding region: 1-969 (322 amino acids)
Biological process (GO): autophagy of mitochondrion; nucleophagy; autophagosome assembly
Cellular component (GO): cytoplasmic ubiquitin ligase complex; cytosol
Molecular function (GO): Atg8-family ligase activity
Source: RefSeq, a predicted model, not a curated record